Xiphias gladius (swordfish) is the source of this 1823-nucleotide messenger RNA. Its product is annotated as F-actin-capping protein subunit alpha-2. Gene Ontology annotation, cellular component: F-actin capping protein complex; actin cortical patch. NCBI's taxonomy places the organism in Eukaryota, Metazoa, Chordata, Actinopteri, Istiophoriformes, Xiphiidae. Gene Ontology annotation, biological process: barbed-end actin filament capping; actin cytoskeleton organization. The record is from RefSeq and is a predicted model, not a curated record. The coding region runs from base 66 to 971 and encodes 301 amino acids. The transcript is spliced from 10 exons. Gene Ontology annotation, molecular function: actin filament binding.
CGCGGUUCAGCCUCAGUCAAAACUGUGACAACUGAACUGAACCAAGCCGGGAAGCCACCCAUGCGAUGACGUCACGGGGCUCUGACAAGCUGGUGGUGCCGGAAGAAAAGAUGGCGGAUCAUGAGGAGCAGCUAUCCGACGAGGAAAAGGUACGCAUAGCAGCUAACUUCGUCAUCCACGCCCCACCAGGAGAGUUCAACGAAGUUUUCAAUGAUGUGCGAUUGCUGCUCAACAAUGACAAUCUUCUCAGGGAAGGUGCAGCGCAUGCAUUUGCACAGUACAACUUGGACCAGUUUACCCCGGUGAAAAUCGAGGGCUACGAAGAACAGGUCUUAAUCACAGAGCAUGGUGACCUUGGGAAUGGCAGGGUCCUGGACCCAAAGAACAAGAUCUCCUUCAAGUUCGACCAUCUGAGGAAGGAGGCCAGUGACCCACGGCCUCAUGACGUCGACGGCUCCCUGGAGGGCUGGAGGAGUGCUGUGGACUCAGCCGUCAGGGCCUACGUCAAGGAGCACUAUCCCAGCGGAGUCUGUACCAUUUAUGGGAAAACCAUCGAUGGACAUCAAACCAUCAUCGUGUGCAUCGAGUGCCAUCAGUUUCAACCAAAAAACUUCUGGAACGGACGCUGGAGGUCAGAAUGGAAAUUUACCAUCUCCCCCUCUACUACUCAAGUGGCAGGAAUCAUGAAAAUCCAGGUUCACUAUUAUGAGGACGGAAAUGUUCAGCUGGUGAGCCACAAAGAGGUCCAGGAGUCCAUGUCAAUUUCUAAUGAGGCUUCAACUGCAAAGGAGUUUGUUAAGAUCAUGGAGGCUGCAGAGAACGACUAUCAGACGGCCAUCAAUGAGAAUUACCAGACCAUGUCGGACACUACCUUCAAAGCCUUACGCCGCCAGCUUCCUGUGACACGCACCAAGAUCGACUGGAACAAGAUCCUGAGCUACAAGAUUGGCAAGGAGAUGCAGAACGCUUAAAAACAACGGAGAAGAUAACAGACAACUGCCCCCACCCCCUCCCAAACAACGUUGCAUGACUGGAUAGUUGUAUCGUCUUUGUACAAAAAUUAGAGAAACAGGGACAAAGAAAGGUUUGGUCUCAUAGUCAGAUGUCACCUUACACAUUGGAUGUCUACUUUUAUGGAUGUUAUUUUGUUUUUAUACAGACACUGUUAACUCCACUGUAUAUUGAAUCUAUGAUGAUAAUCGUAUUUGGGAAAAUAUAACUUGAGGAAAUAUUAAAAGACAUAGGAAAGGGGGCGGACACUUGUAUGCAAAAACACCCUUAUAAAAUACAAUAUCACGUGUGCAAUAUUUAUUGUGUCAGUGAGACCAUGCCUUUUAUUUGACCUGCUAAAAAAAACGGUUUAAAUUUGCCAUGAUGGUGAGAAACGAAUGAUUUUUGGGAGAAUUUUGUCUGCAUUUACUAAAGAGCUCAGAUAUUAUGGCUGAAAAGAAACGACUCCCUUCACUUCACGGUUAAUGUCCCAUACGGUCAACAACAACAAGAAGAAGAAAAACAACCAAAAAAAAACAAAAAAAGAAUUUCUUUGUGUUCAUUGACUGGUAUCUUUGGCACAAACAGUCACCACUGUCAGCCACUCAAUGUUCUUGUUCCUUCAUUUUGGUACUCCCCUCACCGUUUGUCCCGUACGUGAGAUCUCAAGCUCGCAGUGCUCCCGGCUAAAAUGCCUUUUUUUUGACUUGACAUCCUCCGAACUCUCACUCAGCGCGGGGAGUUCCGUGACCACGUAACAAGCUUAAUUAACAAAGUCAUCGAUCGCUAAGUAAUGUGCAUAAUUUCCAAUUUACAAUAAAAUCAAAAAAGUA